Messenger RNA from Striga asiatica, 399 nucleotides. NCBI's taxonomy places the organism in Eukaryota, Viridiplantae, Streptophyta, Magnoliopsida, Lamiales, Orobanchaceae. The record is from the annotation of a GenBank genome assembly.
AUGUGUGAAAAGAAGAGAUCUGAUAUAAUAAAGAGUUCCUUUGUAGUAAAUCAGUAUGGGGAGUGGUUAAGGGCCUCACAUGGAUGGGGGACUGGUAGAUUUAAUAAAGGAAAGGAUGGGAUGGAGGGUGUAAUAGAUGUUAACGAUGAAAGUGGAAGUCACAAAGAGAAUGUUAGUUCUCCUCAAAGGGAAGGGAUAAGUCAAGGGUCUUUGGAGGUGAGUGAUGAGAAGGAGGGUUUGGGUAAGAAGGUGGCUGAGGCAGUUUCUGUUGGGGAGAGGGGGGUAGUAGUUAGUAAUAGUAAGAUGGAAUGUGAGGGGGGUGAGGAUAGAGGAAAAAAGGUUGUGGCUCUGGGGGUAUGGGUGGAAGUGGAUCUGAGGGUGGGGAAAGUGACCAGAUGA